AUGAUGAUAUCCACGAAUAUUGAGAGCCCUCAAUAUCAGAGUAAUAGUGGUGAUACUCCUAACAGUAAAGGAAAUGUGAAUGGGGUGGGCAUGAUGCAAUCAUUGUCGUUAAGCAGUAAUAGUAAUUGGGAGCAAAAGAAAGGAAUCCCAACGUAUGAGGAAAUUCUUGCAAGAUGGGGCCUUGAGCAUGGGCAUCAUUCUCACAGAGCUACUCCAUCAAGUGUUUUGUCCAAACUAUGUGGCUGUUGUUUCGGAGGGACAAGUAGUGAAAACCGAUAUCAGAAAGAUUUUACUCCAACUCCAGUAUUGCCAAGCAUGCAAGAUUUAGUGACCCUUAUUACAGCACCAGGUAUUGCUGCUGAUUCUAAGGAAAUUACCAUACUGAAUAAGCCUUACACGAUCAACAUGGAAAUUAAUGAAAAGGAUAUCAUUGAAAAAUACAUCAAGAUGCUCCCGAAUCAAAGUGUUUCAUCCUUGAAUCUUUCCUCUUCAUCAUUCAACACCCCACAAAAGCGAUCGGGUAGCAAAAAGAAUUUACAAGAUAGCCUCACAAAGAAUAGUAGUAGUAACAGAUUUGAAUCUGAUGCAAUCAAACAAGGUAAAUUGGAGGAUGACAUUGUCAUUCGAUCAAAUGCAUCACCUCUUUCUCCAAGAAAUGUAAAAAGCAAUCCUGAGUUCACUCCUACAACCACAAUGCCGACAAUCCCAGGUACGCUCGGAAAUGAUCCACCUCAGCCAACAACGCCACGAGGAUCCUCGAGGUCUUCAGUCAUGUUCAACAAUGAAGAUUUGUUUUUUGGAGGAGGGGAAGAAGAGACUGAUGACGAUUUUCAGAGCUACGAGUUUGGUAACAAUGACGACUCAUCAAUAAGUAAGACUAGAUUUUAUGGUGUAAAUAUGCAAGCAGGGGAAUCAUUUUCUUCACUUCCAUCAAUGAGAGCACCAGCACAAUUUGAAGGAAUGAAUGUGGAGAAUUUAUUAGCAUCUCUGGAUACAGAAGAUAGUGAAGUGUUUGGCACUAAUAUCAAAGACAUUCAAUCGGACAAGGAAAGUGAAAAAGAAAAGAAACGAAAGGCUCUUGUCAGUAUUCAGUUAUUCAGAAAGGUAGACGAGAUUAACAAGUACCUCGAAAAAAGUACAAAAUGCACAAAAUACGUCUACAAAAAGCCACAAAAAGAAAUUGAAAACCUACUCAAAAUCAAUGCAAUUUUUAUCGAUUGGAAGCUUGUAUUGCCUCCUGCCAUGAACUACAUCUAUCUCAUUACCCCAUUUCCAGAGAUGAAUCAAUAUUCUGUAUUUAAUUUGAGCAAGUUUGGAAAAUUAUUGGAAAUAAUUGGUGCAAGUAAGAAAUUUGCUGAAGAGAGAAUUGAUUUAAUUUUAUACCUAUUUAUCGAGCUGCUGACCAAGUUAAUUGCUCAAAAUAUCAACAUUUACAUAGACGUUUAUAAUUUGAUGAUUUGGAAAAAUUUGAAAUCCAAAAAUGAUGCUUUCUUUAUUAGCAUCAAUCCAGCUCUGGAGUUCACAGAAAGACCAAUAACUAUUCGAACAGUGCGAACCAUGAUGAAUCGUUUAAUUGUGUCCCUGUUUGACACAAAAAUUAAGAGCAUCGUAAAAUAUGAUGCAACUUCUUCUCGACAAAGACAACCACACGAAAUGGUUUUUGUGUUGCCAAAUCCUGUGGACUCUCAGUCAGACUUUUUCAUUACAAUGAACUUGAAAGACUUUCCAAGCAAAUACAUGUCUGUUCUUCUUGUCCUUAGCGAAGAUUAUGAUAUAAGAGCAUAUAAUGUGCUAACAUAUACAAAGAAGCUUCUCAAUAUACUAAAAUCCAUGAAGGAGUGCAGAUGGUUCAAUAACGUUCUCGAAAAUAAGUUUGAAAAAGCUCCUCUCAUAGAUGAUCCAUUUAAUGAUUACGAAAAUAUUGCCCACAAGUCAAAACCACAGCUCAUUCUUCUAAUGAAAACUCACAACAUUUUUCCAGAUCAAUAUUCAUCAAGAUACAUUACAACGCCAAUGGGGGUGAGAUAUAAUAACAUUAAUGGCAAAUCAAAGUUCUUAGCUAAGUAUUACGCUUCCAUUGACAGUAGAUCGGUGAUUUUGGAAAAUAUUGAGUACAGCCUAAAUAAUUUUUUAGAAAUUGUUGACAAGAGGUUCAUUGGCAGAGACAGAGUUCAAGUUUAUCACAUAAUGUUAGUUCUACUCCAAGUCAUUAAGGGAGUUUGUUUUCUUCAUUCGAGAUGUAUUGCUCAUUUGAACAUUAAUCCUUUCACUGUACUCAUUCAAAGCGAUGACUCGGAAUUGACAUCCUCCGAGCUUGUACGAAAACACUUCUCGGUCAAGUAUUGUGUAAAGCUAUGUGGAUUAGAUUGGUCAAUUGAAUGUACAGACGAAAGCGGUCAAUUACACUGCCCUGUGGAUCUGCAAUCAUCAUUCGGUGUGUUAGACAAGUACCAAAAUUCCUGCAGUUCAUUUAGAUAUGUAAUGCUGUACAAUAUUUUUACAGAUGAAGGUCUGAGUAGGGUUGCGGGAACAUCGGACAAAGAAACGUUAAUCAAAAUGCAAGAAAUUAUACCAUUCAUGGCUCCCUAUAUGUUUUUUCACAAAAAAGUUCAUUUAGGAUGUGACUAUUACUCGGUAGCCAUGCUCAUAUAUUUUUGCUUAUUCAGAAAAGACACAUCGAAUUGGCUUUCUAAUUUUUCUUCGUAUCGAAAGGCCAAUGGAUUUUUUAAUUGGGAAGCAUUCUUUAUGGAUAUGGAACAUAAAAGAUUUGACCAUUGCCUUCCAUGCAGACCAGAUAUCCAACCAGAACUUAAACCCAUUAAGGAAAUGAUGAUGAAACUGUUUUCUCACUACAAGGAGUACAGACAUCAUGAUUCGAGCACUCUGAAGGUUCUGUUCACUUCAUCCCUUGCUGACACAUUAGGCAGCACUGCUAGAAAUAUUUUAGUGCAAUCUGUUGAAAAUGGUGAAUUCAACCCUGAAAAACUGAGCUCUCCAUCGAUGCGAAAAAACACAGCAAGUUCUCAAAAUGUGGAAGCAAAUACCACCAUCAUUUCAGAGACCAGAAUUUAA
Molecule: messenger RNA, 3072 nt
Organism: Naegleria fowleri
Lineage: Eukaryota; Heterolobosea; Eutetramitea; Acrasida; Naegleriidae
Exons: 2
Coding region: 1-3072 (1023 amino acids)
Source: RefSeq, a predicted model, not a curated record